AUGGAGAUACCGGAGAAGCUUCUCGACUACAAAUUGGCAAUCCUCUCCGUCUUCGGAUUCGUCCUCGCGAUCCUCUCCUUCUUCUACCUCGCGCCUAACUUAAUCCGCCUUUUGAACUACUUCUCUCCGCUUCUCGUCUCGACGGCGCUCUUCCUCGUCGCAAUCGUCGUUAUCGGCAGGAUUUCUCCGCUGGUGACGGAAGAGUCCGCCGAGAAAACUGGCGAAGGACUGCUGGCUUACGUGGCGAGCGAGCCGGAGCAUUUGCAGCAGCUGUUGGCGGAAGUUGAAGAAGGAGAAACUCGUUGCGGGUGCCCUCACACCGCCCCCGUUCUCAACCAAACGCUCGCCGCCACUCCCCCAAACUACAAUUUCGCCAAUAAAUUUAACGCUUACCAACGCGCCGCAUUGCCCGCGCGGAGCUGUUGCUCGAGGCACACUGAAAGCGACGACGAUGAAGAGGAAGAUUACGAAAGCGGUGAAGGAGAGGAUUAUAGUGAAAAUGAAGGGGAGAGCGCUGAUUUGUCUGCUGAGGAAAAAGUAAAAGAAGCCACUGAGAUCGGGUACACGGUCCUCGGUCCGCUCCAGAAAUCGGACAGGGUUUUCAAAUUGUAUGAGCCCGUGUUCGCAGUUGUUCAGAUUGGAUCGCAUCAAUUCAAGGUGAGCAAUGGGGAUACCAUUUACACAGAGAGGUUGAAGCACUGUGACGUCAAUGAUAAGUUGGUCCUCAAUAAGGUUCUUAUGCUAGGUUCACAAACACAGACAAUCAUUGGUAGGCCAAUUUUGACUGAAGCAGCUGUUCAUGCUGUUGUUGAGGAACACGCGCUAGACGCAAAGGUGAUCAUAUUCAAGAAAAAGAGAAGAAAGAAUUACAGAAGAACAAAAGGUCAUCGCCAGGAAUUAACUAAACUAAGGAUAACGGAUAUACAAGGGAUCGAGAAGCAAGAAAAUACUAUGCCUCUGCCUCCUCCUCCAACGAAAGAGAAGGAAAAGGCAGAGAAGAAGGUGGCUAUGGAAGCUUAAUAGGCACAUAUGCUUGUCUGGUGCUUUCAAGAUCCAUUUUUCCCAACAGCUCAAGCCUGAUAUACUACUCCUAUUUGUUUUCUAAUGUAACCUUUACAUUCACAGAAUUCAGGUCUUCUUCCUUGUU
Salvia splendens (bonfire salvia) is the source of this 1147-nucleotide messenger RNA. Its product is annotated as 50S ribosomal protein L21, mitochondrial-like. Gene Ontology annotation, biological process: translation. The record is from RefSeq and is a predicted model, not a curated record. The coding region runs from base 1 to 1020 and encodes 339 amino acids. Gene Ontology annotation, cellular component: ribosome. Lineage: Eukaryota; Viridiplantae; Streptophyta; Magnoliopsida; Lamiales; Lamiaceae. The transcript is spliced from 6 exons. Gene Ontology annotation, molecular function: structural constituent of ribosome; RNA binding.